Molecule: messenger RNA, 1436 nt
Organism: Engraulis encrasicolus (European anchovy)
Lineage: Eukaryota; Metazoa; Chordata; Actinopteri; Clupeiformes; Engraulidae
Product: retrovirus-related Pol polyprotein from transposon 412
Exons: 1
Coding region: 39-1049 (336 amino acids)
Biological process (GO): DNA integration
Molecular function (GO): nucleic acid binding
Source: RefSeq, a predicted model, not a curated record
ACACAAGCGAGGAUGGCAAACCUAUCCUUCCAAAAUCUAUGUAUAAGUGGGCAGCAAUAUUGACACAUGGUAAAUGUCACGUUUCCUCCUUUGCAAUGACUAAACUGGUUGAGAGCAGUUACAAACAUUUUGGAUUCACAACGUUUGCAAAGCGGUUUUGUGCGCAAUGCUUAGUGUGCUUGAAACACAAUUCACAAGGAAAUAUGAGACCUAAGAGAGGAAAGUUUCCAGAACCUCAAUAUCCUUUUCAAGUUAUUCACAUGGAUUACAUACAAUUACAUAAGGCAAAAGGGUACGAGUAUUGUUUGGUAAUCAUUGAUGUUUUUUCUAAAUGGGUGGAAUUGUUCCCUACUGCUAGUGCAGAUGCAAUUACAGUAGCAAAGGCUCUCUGUAAUCGUAUUUUUCCCAAUUUCGGAUGGGUAAGUGUAAUUCGAAGUGACAACGGCGCACACUUCCAUAAUGCUUUAAUUGAAAAAUUAAGUACACAUUUGGGAAUUGAUUUGAAACGCCAUUGUUCUUACCAUCCCUCCAGUGCUGGGUUGGUGGAGAGGACGAAUGGAACGAUUAAAACUAAACUCAGAAAAGCUAUGGAAGAAACUAAAAGACAGUGGCCUGACUGUCUUAGUUUAGUAGCGCUCAGCAUGCACAUUACACCGACUCUGGGAAGCCCAUUAACACCAUUUGAAAUAUUAUAUGGUAGGCCGUAUACACUGCCUGAUUUGACUCAUGUAAAAGCCAGCCCUGAUGACGCACCUGAUUUAGUGGACUAUUUACGCAAAACAUUUCAAACACGUGAAGUUAAACAAGUUAACAUUGUCCCAGAUUCUCCUUUGUCGUUACAGGAUGACCAGAAACUGAAAAUUGGAGAUUGGAUUUUUGUUAAGGAAAUCAAGCGGAAAAGUUGGUGUCAUCCAAGGUGGACUGGACCUUUCCGAGUCUUACUCACUACACCAACAGCGGUGAAAAUCGCUGAAAGAGACUCUUGGAUUCAUAAGACACAUUGUAAACGGUGCCAACUACCAGAAGGGGAAAUCCCGACGCACGUAUAGUCCUCUAGCUGUGGGGGGUUGCAUGGGACCAUAGGUCCAAACUCGUCAAGAAGAGGGUGACUUUGAGUCUUCCAGACUUGGAGUCACAGCCGCUGCACGUGUGACUUAGCGGGACUACCUGGACAGGUAUUGGAACCAUCUAAAAAAAAAAAAAAUGAAAAGACUGGGGAAAGGUAUCCUUUACACGUUUCUGGGGAUUGUGUUAAUUUGGUUGUUUUGUGGUGGGGAAAAGAAAAAUCACCGCAUUAAGAAAUGGGUGAGUAGUCCAAAGACUGAACUGAACAUCACACACAUUUACAUGACUAAUUCAUGGUAUCGAUAUGCAACAAUGUUAGCAGAAAAACAGAAUAGAUCUAAUUGUUAUGUUUGUUCUUACAUGCCCAUAUC